Capronia coronata CBS 617.96 is the source of this 2868-nucleotide messenger RNA. RefSeq lists its product as uncharacterized. The coding region runs from base 1 to 2868 and encodes 955 amino acids. Gene Ontology annotation, biological process: negative regulation of transcription by RNA polymerase II; anatomical structure morphogenesis; cell differentiation. The record is from RefSeq and is a predicted model, not a curated record. The transcript has 3 exons. Gene Ontology annotation, molecular function: RNA polymerase II cis-regulatory region sequence-specific DNA binding; DNA-binding transcription factor activity, RNA polymerase II-specific. Lineage: Eukaryota; Fungi; Ascomycota; Eurotiomycetes; Chaetothyriales; Herpotrichiellaceae.
AUGACUUCGCCAGUUCAUGCACCCUAUCCUCCAGCAUGGUAUCGUCGCCUUCCCAGACCUCCCACCGAGCAUAAUCCUGCUUUGCGUCGCCCUUCUUUACUCUCGCAGCAUCAUUUGUUUCGUGAUCAUUCGCCUGGGCGCCCGUUGGAGGAUGAUCCACCUCGAAGGAACACAAUUCAUCUUCCGGAAACCUCGAAACCUCCUCCUAACCCGGCAGACAAUGUAGAGAGAUACCAGCCGCCUGCAAAUGGUGCCUUGGAGCUGGCCCCGCCCUUGCAGCGAGGUCGCUCCUUGGACAUGGCAGAGGAGCAGCCUAAAACCAACGACACGGUAAAUGGUUCGCAUCCGCACCCAAGAGAGCACCUCUGCCUGUGCCCGCCAGAUCCAAAGAUCCCCAGACCACGAAACUCCUUCAUUCUUUUCCGUCAACAUCAACAGGCUAGUAUUCUGGCACAGAACCCUGGUAUUCCCAAUCCGGAGGUGUCAAAGAUUAUUGGAGAACAAUGGCGGCGUCUGUCAGCCGAGUCCAAGGAGGAAUGGAAUUUGCUUGCGGAAGAAGAGAAAGCCCGCCAUCAACAGCAAUAUCCAGGCUACCGUUAUCAGCCACGUCGGAACGGUAAAAUCAGCAAUCAAUCCUCGGUGUCAGGCCCCUCUACCGCGGAACUACAGGAACCUUGCCCCAAGUGUGGAGGGAAACCGAUGAACUAUUACAGCAACCCGACUCCCGUCUACACACCGCCUGCUUCCCAGGCACAGGAGAAUAUGGGGGUUCAAGUCCCAGCCAAACGUGGGUAUGUUGUCAGUGCCGCUCCUGCUCAGCGGAUGCAUGGACAGCCAGCGCUAUCACCGGAGCAUAUGGCUCAGCAGAAAGCCUUCGUGGAAGCCUAUCCUUUCCAGCGAGUCGACCCUCGAUUGAUAUACGCUGUCCCUCCUGCUCAACCCCUGCCUACUCCUCCGUCGUCCGAUUCGCAAGAUGCAAAGAGACGGAGAUUCAACAUCAGCGGUGGCUAUGUGACAACUCGCGAGCACUACCCCGACGCACCCUACGCCUACGCUCACGCUCAUUCACCCAUUGCAACCAGUGCAUACGCGCGUCCGGAGAUGUUACAGCAAAUUCAUGCCUCGCAGCUCCCCGUGCAAGGGCUACAAGUCGCGAAGCCUGCGAUGGUAUCACCCCCGCGAGCCGUUUAUCCUCACCCACCACAGUUACAGCCGAUCCGACCUCCUCAGCAUCAUCAGCGCAAUAGAUCGGCCGUUGCACUCCCGCCAAUUGAGACGGUGGUGCCGCAGACGCCGGCGAAAUCAUCAUCAGUUCAGGCACAAAGCUCUGGGGUGGAGGCAAUGAUCAUGUCAAUCCCCAUAUUGAACAAGGUCAAAGUGCUCGCCCAGAUCUCUCCGCCACUGCUACCUCCUGGUCCCACAUCACCUAAACCAGAAAUGCGCGGCGCAAUCAUCGCAAUCGAAGGCAUGGAUGCAAGAACCGUCGACGGCAUGACCAGUUCUCUAGCCGAGCAGCUUGAAAGAGAAGGGAAAUUUGCAGUCAGGGUGUUUGGCGGACCAGACCCUUAUCCACUCAUUCGUGAUGCGACAACUGGUCCACCUGAUAGCCGCCACUCCUUGACUACCGAAGGAUACUUGAGCAUGCUCAGCCAAUGGCACAAGAUCAAUAAAGAAAUGGUCGAAUUCAUUACGACGAGACCUGCGUCACAGACAGAACACGGCGGGUAUGCGGGUUCGGGAACUUCGCCAAUGUCUGUGGAUAGUCCUGGCAAUGACAUGCAUCCAACCGAAGGCAAUGGUGAUCCAGCAACCUCGUAUACCUCAGCAGGUCCGAAGAAUAUGUACGACUCCGCCAUAAGCCCAAAGACGAUCACCAAGACGGCCGAGCUUUCCAUCCUUUCGCCCCCAGCAAAGGUGCGCAGUCAGAGCACGCCCGGUUUAUCCCUGUACGAGUCUACAAACAACAAUACCGGGGCAGUACACCUUAAUGCUACUCGGCCUCUGCCACUGGCCUUUCCACGACCACUGAAAUCCAAGCGUAUUCCACCUCCGCCGCCGACGCCGCCUCAUUCCAUGCCAAUGUCACAACCGCCGCCCCCGCCCCCGCCCCCGCCCCCGCCCCCGCCCCCGCCCCCGCCCCCGCCAACUGCAAAGUCUGCAUGGCAAAUGCCGCCUCCGAGCAUGCUUCAAGCCGACUCCUCUGCAUCAGAGCGCCAGCCUCCGACACGACAGCAACAACAGCCAACCAGCCAAGGUGAUUCAGGAAGACAACAACAUCAUUCGCCCACCGUGGGCUUUGGUAUUGGCCAAACCCCAACUCCAAUCGCUUUGGUCCCGCAUUACCAGCUUACCACGGUCGACGCUUCGUCCAUUUCCAUGCCCAUCAGUGACGGCUUCUCCCCACCAGCUCACUGGCAAUGGUUCGCAACGCUCUGGCGCGGCAGUGUGGGACCCGACAUCACCGUAGUGAUCAAGGGACUAGAUGAAGAACACGACACCGGCGCCGAAGGUCCGAGAACAACAACCACCGGAACUAGUGGUGCUGCAGCGAAUGCGAACGCGAACACCAAUACUCCCGUGGGUGGCGCGACUGUACGUGGCCGGACCUCGUCUGCUGGGUUGAGCUCGACCUCGACCGGAUCUCAUUCUGGCGUGGAGAUUCGACUGCAUGACUGUCGCGCCGUCAUUGUCAAGACCGGUAUCAUCGGUGCUUCGUCGACAUCUUCGACCACAACAGUGGACAAGGGCGAUGGUAAGACGGGGACGUCACAUUCGUUCAACGCAGCGUAUCAUGCCAAAGAGAUGGAGAAUUGGGAAAAGGCGAAACGCAGAGUCGGUUUCGAAGUCGAUGAGUUUUUGAGAAGAUGA